AUGAGCGGUCUCAAUCUGUGUCUGUCCCUUGCCGUUGUCAACUUUCAGCAUUGCAAAGACUUGGUUUCCCUUGCUCCAUUGACAGGAACGCCGAUGUUGAAAAUCGUUGACGUUCGCGGAAGUGGAGUGAGGGAUAUCAGUGGUAUCGAAUCGUGCACGUCCCUUGAGCAGCUGGAUGUCGGGUGGUGUGAUCAACUAAGAAGCCUCGCAUCGCUGGCCCGGAUGUCUUCGUUACGAAGCCUCAACGCAAACCGCAGCGGCAUUGAAGAUAUCACCGGCCUCAGCACCUGUCCGCAGCUUGUCAGUGUAAAGUUCGAGUACUGCGAUAAGUUGCUGGAUCUAUCCGCCCUCGCUGGCGCACCUUUGCUGAGUGCAAUAAACGCGAACCACAGUGGUGUCCGUCCUAUCACCGGCUUAAGCGAUUGUCCGUUGUUGGAAGAUCUCAAGCUUGAGCACUGCUCACAUCUAUGGACCCUUUCUCCGCUUGCAAACUCUCCGAUGUUGAGAAGCCUAAAAGCGAGCCACACCGGCGUGCGCGACGUAUUGCCACUCUUCAGCUGUCCUCGCCUUGAAACUGUGAAGCUGAAGCAUUGCAGCCAGCUGAAGUCUCUCUCAGGCCUCGCGGGCGCCCCAGCGCUCCGACUCGUCAAAGCUGGCUUCAGCAAUGUUCGUGACAUCUCCAAUUUGGCGCAGUGCGUCGCGCUGACCACUGUUGAGCUCGAUCAUUGUGAAUGGCUGACGAUACUUUCGCCAUCAACUGGGGCGCCGCAGCUGCAGCGAAUCGGAGCAAGCCACACAAAGGUGAGAAACCUCGACGGGCUUCGGUACUGCUCGAAGCUGGAAAUCAUCGACGUCAGAUAUUGCCCCGUUUUAACCGAUGUAUCACCUUUGUCUCGUACGCCGAAACUCCGCAUCAUUCUCGCCAGCCACAGCGGUGUGCAAAACAUCACCGGCUUGAGUGAAUGCCCUGAACUCCAGUGUGUCGAGUUCGACACAUGCAGAAACUUGUUCAGUCUUGCUCAGCUUGCAGGUGCCCCUCUGUUGGAGUCUAUCAAAGCAGCCAGCUCAUGUGUUCACGAUCUUUCUGGGCUCAAUACGUGCCCGAAACUCACAUCGGUUGAUCUCGAGGGAUGCAAGCAACUGGCCACCCUUGCUUCCCUGGCUGGCGCACCAUCGCUUACGACUGUCAACGCAGCCAACAGUGGAGUGCAAAGUAUCGAAGGUCUGGGAGCGUGUUCGCAGCUCAAGACUGUCUUCCUUGACAGCUGCAAAGACCUUUACAACCUCACGCCGCUCUCUGCGGCUGCACACCUGGAAGUGAUACGAGUAAGCAGGACUAAUUAUAGCGACGCUGAAUGCCCUCCAAGACUCCGACUGCUGUUGCUUCUCAACGAUUCUAAAGAAGAAGACAACGGAGACGAGCUUCACAACAACUCGGGAUACGCCGACUUCUGGGACUGA
Messenger RNA from Leptomonas pyrrhocoris, 1461 nucleotides. RefSeq lists its product as hypothetical. The record is from RefSeq and is a predicted model, not a curated record. The transcript has a single exon. Lineage: Eukaryota; Euglenozoa; Kinetoplastea; Trypanosomatida; Trypanosomatidae. Bases 1 to 1461 code for a protein of 486 amino acids.